This is a messenger RNA of Strongylus vulgaris, 449 nucleotides long. The record is from the annotation of a GenBank genome assembly. Lineage: Eukaryota; Metazoa; Nematoda; Chromadorea; Rhabditida; Strongylidae.
AUGUUAAGCGGUGUUUCGGCACAUGAAACUCUGCUGGAUUGUUUAUUCCCCGGGGACGAUGGCUCCGAGUGCCCAAAUCCAAUUGGUGCCGCAAAAUUGCGCCAGUUAAAGAUUGGCAUAGACUCAUUCGCCAGUAAGUACGGCCGCCCAUACAGAUUCGUGCAGGCCAUUACUGGAUCUGGAUCUUUGUCGUCUAGUGGCUACUCACCUACAGAAGCGGAAACGAGUGGUGUGCAAUUGGCCGAUGUGCUGCAUAGUGUGAUAAAAGCUAUCCGGAGCAGAGUAUCGGCCAGAAUCAAGCUCGUGCGUGAAUUGGUGGCACUGGAGUCAACUCCAAUGGACGAGUUGCUCAUAUGUGAUGUACCAUUGAAAUUAAUGACACGUGUUACCUCGUUUAAGAUGAUUGACGAAGAGACGUUUAUGGUUAGUUGGACUUCGAUUAUGUGACA